UCCUUGAUGCUGCUGGUUGCUUGCUCUGUACUAUUUCGGAGGCCCGUCUGGGUGGAAGGACACAGCUCCACCGAGGUGCAGCAGCACCACCGCUCGCCCAGCUAUCUCUCCCCCUCCUCCUCCUCCUCUUUGCUUCCUUCCUUGCCAUUCAUUCCCUCCUUCCCUCCUUCCCUCCUCCUCCCUGCGGGGCCGCGCAAGGAUCUCUCUGUGCGCGCUCCCGGGUGCUGAGGCCGCGGCUGUCACUCAUUCUCCCCACCGGCUCCCCAAAGCAGCUGGAGGAAAAAGCAAACCCAAUACAAAGGAGAAAGGAGAAGAAGAACUGCAAGAGAGAUAUACCUAUAGUUUAUUUCCAAACACCUCCUUCAUUUUAGGGAGGGUUUUCUCCCCCACUCCCCCUUUUCCCCCCUGGUUUUUUCCCCCCUUCUCCUCCUCUUUGGCACCUGAAGAAAAAGGGGAGAAACACCUCUAUCUGCCUCUCUCUUGCCUGCAAAUAAAGGGAAACUUCCCCGCGAUGACAAUAAUGCUCCCCAGCAAGGCUUUCUCUUGGAUUUGGCUCUUCCUAGGGGCGGCAGUUGCUCUCCAGGUGAACAUUGCUCCAAAUAAGGUGGAGGUGCCUGUUGGAGAGUCCAAAUUCUUCCUGUGUCAAGUGACUGGCGAUGCCAAAUCCAAAGACAUCUCCUGGUUUGCUCCCAACGGGGAGAAGCUGACGACAAACCAGCAGCACAUCUCCGUGGUGCCCUCCGAUGACUCCUCCACGCUCACCAUCUACAACGUCAACAUCGAUGACGCCGGCAUCUACAAGUGCGUUGUGUCCAGCGAGGAAGGGGACGUGGAGGCCACCUUGAACGUGAAGAUCUUCCAGAAGCUGACUUUCAAGAAUGCCCCGAGCCCUCAGGAGUUCAAAGAAGGAGAAGAUGCGGUCAUUAUGUGUGACGUGGUCUCCUCCCUGCCCCCCACCAUCAUGUGGAAGCACAUGGGCAGGGAUGUCGUCCUCAAAAAAGACGUGCGCUUUGUCGUGUUGUCCAACAACUACCUACAGAUCAGAGGAAUCAAGAAAACAGACGAGGGGAUGUAUCGCUGCGAGGGGAGGAUCCUGGCCCGCGGCGAGGUUGAUUUCAGAGAUAUCCGGGUCAUUGUCAAUGUGCCUCCCACUGUCCGUUCCAGGCAGAGCAACGUCAACGCAACAGCCAGCCUCAGCCAGUCGGUCAAAUUGGUCUGCGAUGCGGAGGGCUUUCCGGAACCAACCAUCAGCUGGACCAAGGAUGGGGAGUCGAUAGAACGAGGGGAAGACGAUGAAAAAUAUGGCUUCAGUUACGACGGUUCAGAGCUGACCAUCCGCAAAGUGGAGAAGAACGAUGAGGCGGAGUAUGUCUGCAUUGCGGAAAACAAGGCUGGGGAGCAUGACGCAACCAUACACCUCAAAGUCUUUGCAAAACCCAAGAUCACCUAUGUGGAGAACAAGACCGCCAUGGAGCUGGACGACCAGAUCACCUUGACCUGCGAGGCCUCUGGGGACCCCAUCCCCUCCAUCACUUGGAGGACCUCCACCCGGAACAUCAGCAACGAAGAGAAGGCUUCGUGGACCCGGCCGGAGAAACAAGAGACCUUGGACGGGCGCAUCGUCGUGCGCAGCCAUGCCCGCGUCUCUUCUCUGACGCUGAAGGACAUCCAGUACACGGACGCCGGGGAGUACGUCUGCAUCGCCAGCAACACCAUCGGGCAGGACUCCCAAGCCAUGUACCUGGAAGUGCAGUAUGCCCCAAAGUUGCAGGGCCCUGUUGCAGUUUACACCUGGGAAGGCAACCAGGUGAACAUCACCUGCGAGGUCUUUGCCUACCCCAGCGCCGUCAUCUCCUGGUUCCGGGAUGGGCAGCUGCUGCCCAGCUCCAACUACAGCAACAUCCGGAUCUACAACACGCCCUCCGCCAGUUACCUGGAGGUGACGCCGGACUCAGAAAAUGACUUUGGGAAUUACAACUGCACAGCCGUCAACCGGAUUGGCCAGGAGUCUUCGGAGUUCAUCCUGGUGCAAGCAGACACGCCCUCCGCGCCUUCCAUCGACGAGGUGGAGCCCUACUCCAGCACCGCCCAGGUGAUGUUCGAGGAGCCCGAGGCCACGGGCGGCGUGCCCAUCCUCCGCUACAAGGCCGAGUGGCGGGCGCUGGGGGAGGAGAACUGGCACACCAGGCUCUACGACGCCAAGGAAGCCAACGCAGGCAGCGUGUUCACCAUCGUGGGCCUGAAGCCGGAGACGCUGUACGCGAUCCGUCUCUCCGCCAUCAACGGCAAAGGUGCGGGAGAGGUGAGCUCUCUCUCCGAGUUCAAGACGCAGCCAGUUCGCACUCCACCGCCACCAACCCAGCAUCCCACCGAACCCGAAAGCACGGAGCCGGCCCGUGAGCCGAGCGCGCCCAAGCUGGAAGGCCAAAUGGGAGAAGACGGCAACUCCUUCAAAGUGAACCUCAUCAAGCAAGACGAUGGAGGCUCGCCCAUUCGGCAUUACCUCGUCAGAUACAAAGUUAAGCAGUCCUCGGAUUGGAAGCCCGAGAUCCGGCUCCCUUCGGGCAGCGACCACGUCAUGCUCAAGUCUCUGGACUGGAACGCCGAGUACGAGGUCUCCAUCACGGCGGAAAACCAGCAAGGGAAAUCCCAGGCCGCCUACGUCUUCUUCAGGACUUCUGCGCAGCCCACCAUCAUCCCAGCCAGCACAAGCCCUACGUCGGGACUGGGCACUGCGGCCAUUGUGGGCAUCCUCAUCGUCAUCUUUGUCCUCCUGCUGGUGGCUGUGGACGUCACCUGCUACUUCCUCAACAAGUGCGGCCUCUUGAUGUGCAUUGCCGUCAACGUGUGUGGCAAAUCCGGUCCUGGGGCCAAGGGCAAAGACAUGGAAGAGGGCAAGGCUGCCUUCUCGAAAGACGAAUCAAAAGAGCCCAUUGUGGAAGUGCGAACAGAGGAAGAGCGGACCCCAAACCACGACGGGGGCAAACACACGGAACCCAAUGAGACCACGCCACUAACGGAGCCAGAGCACCCUGCCGACACCACGGCGGCCACCGAGGACAUGAUGCCCUCCGUCACCACCGUCACCACAAACUCUGACACCAUCACGGAGACCUUUGCCACCGCUCAGAAUAGCCCCACCAGCGAGACCACCACGCUCACCUCCAGCAUCACCUUGCCAGCCACGCCCAUGCCGGACUCCAACUCGGUGGCCCCCGCUCAGGGCACGUCCUCAAAAGCGGCCGGGGCGUCCCCUCCGCCCGCUUCCGCCCCCAAAGUGGCCCCUCUGGUUGACCUCAGUGACACCCCCACAUCUACUCCGUCCUCCGGCAAGUUGUCGUCCGGCGUCCUGACCAACCAAGGGGCGGUGCUGAGCCCCAGCUCCUCCGCCAAAGCGGCCGAGGCACCCAAGGGCUCCGCUCCGAGCAGCAAAUCCCCCGCCCCGCAACCCCCGCACCCUGCCAGCCCCCCAGCUUCCGCAGAGCCCAAGCUGGAGGCCUCGGGCGCCAAGAGCCCCGAAAAGGAAGCCACGCAGACCAACGCGGUGAAGAGCCCAACGGAGUCCGGCAAGAACGCCGCCAACAAGAAGGGCGAGGCUGCCACGGGGGCCACCACCACAAACGCCACUCAGAACGAGGACUUUAAAAUGGACGAAGGGAGCUUCAAGACGCCAGACAUUGACCUUGCCAAGGAUGUUUUUGCUGCGUUGGGCACGGCGGCCUCCGCCAACGCUCCUGGGGGACAAGCGGCGGCUGCUGCUGCUGCUCCGUCCGCGCCGGAGACUUCCACAUCGCCAGCGCCUGCCAAGACAGAGAAAACCCCUGUAGAAGAAAAGCCUGCAAUCCAAGCCACGGAAGCCAAGACAGCCCCUGCAGAAGUCAAGACGGUGCCCAACGAAGCCACGCAAACAAACGAGAACGAGAGCAAAGCAUGAUGGGCCGCGGUGCCGCGCUAAAACAAAAUUUGGAAAAAAAAAGUGACAGAACAGCUUCACCUGAGCAUUGAAAACACAACACACAUCUCAUCCCUCUAGUGUCUUUGCCUUUUUUUAAAAAAAGAAAACAGACAAAACAUGCAUACGAUGAUGGGGGAAAAAUGUGUUCUUUCUUUCUUUCUUUUUCGUAGAUUUGUAGGGAAUUUUUUUUUCCUUUUGUGUGCACUUGCUUUAAGGGAAAAAAAGGUAAAUAAGUAUUCCCCCCCCCCCUUUCUAAUCCCGUUAGAAUAGCAGCAACCUUGCAAAAUAUUCAUGCAGAGUUGUAAACAAUGCAAUCCCAUCCCAAUUGCAGCCUCUUUUGGAGACGGAAUUAGGAAAUCUUGGCUCUCCUAGGUUGCGUUAAGUGACAGUUGCCAGUUGCAAACCCCUUUGGUGUUGUAUUUUGCAGCCAAAUUGGGAUAAGGUGUGUGGGGGGAGCCCUGUAAGCUUGCUGAAGUGAGUCUUUCCCCCCUUUCCUUCUCUUUCUCCGGCGCCCUUUGGAUUGGUUCUGUUUUCAGGUGUGUUUCCAAUAUUUCCUCCCAAGUUCUCAAGGCCGGGCUCUCGCUCGGAGGAGCCUUUUGCGGUCACCAAACGGAGCAAAGCAGAGACCUCCGUGCUCCUUUACGUCUCUGUUUAACACCCCAAAAUUUUGGUUUUAGGAAGGCUUUGGGAGUGUAAUAUUCCCCGCCAGCAGUAUUCCUUGGGGUUUGUGUGUUAUCGCGUGUGUUUUUGUUUUUGUUUCCAGUUCAUUCGUUCGUUUGCCAACUCUUUUCUUCCAGUGUUUACAGUCAACAAAACGUUUUUUUUUUGUUAAAAAAAAUACUUUUGUUGUGUUUCAAUGUCUGUGUAAAAUAGCUGCCUUUUUAAAAAAAAGAGAGGGAGAAAGAAAGAGAGAGAGAGAGAGAGAACGUCAAUACAGGCUGUAUAGGUAGUAAGUUGACCAGCAUGCUUGCUUUGCAAAGGGAGACAUUUUCAACGUGGAUGUUUACAGUAGGUUUUUCUCCCCUCCCCGUGAUCUCCUCUCCUUCCCUCCCCUUCCCUUCUUAAUUAUUAUUAUUAUUUUAUUAUCUUACCGCAGUACGAAAACGAGGCAACCCCUUACGUUCUUGUUUUUCUAUAGACAGGCCAGUAUCCUACUUCAAACUAGUAUCCGGAUCAGGCCGAGCUUAAUGGGAAUCGAGGUGGGAACGUUUGGGAAAGCAGCCAUGACUCCUGUUUAUCGUCCGAGCGUGAUAAUUGUGUUUCGAAGGGAGAAAUGUAAGAAUGGCAUUGUAACUCACUCAUGGCGAUCCAUGGGCCUUAACAUUGCCUGCCUAGGUGACUCCAAACUGUCCAACUCACCGCCCGACACUUAAUCUUGUCAUCUCUGUAGUGCAAACAUGGGUUUGAUGUACAAGCCGAGGCUUCCCUGUCCCAUAAACGCUGAGCAUUUCCGACUCCUCCGUAAUGCCAUGUUUGCUGUGUAUUCAGUGGGAGGGAGAGAGGGGGCCUUGAAGGGUUGACUCCAGUGAAAAUUCCACCCCAAUUAAAUACAUUUGAGAAUGCAA
Messenger RNA from Anolis sagrei ordinatus, 5520 nucleotides. It is a transcript of the gene NCAM1, whose product is annotated as neural cell adhesion molecule 1. NCBI's taxonomy places the organism in Eukaryota, Metazoa, Chordata, Lepidosauria, Squamata, Anolidae. Gene Ontology annotation, molecular function: axon guidance receptor activity; protein binding. Gene Ontology annotation, biological process: homophilic cell-cell adhesion; synapse organization. Gene Ontology annotation, cellular component: plasma membrane; neuronal cell body; axon. The record is from RefSeq and is a predicted model, not a curated record.